This is a messenger RNA of Biomphalaria glabrata, 11698 nucleotides long. Its product is annotated as mucin-2-like. Gene Ontology annotation, molecular function: calcium ion binding. The coding region runs from base 190 to 10182 and encodes 3330 amino acids. The transcript is spliced from 16 exons. Gene Ontology annotation, cellular component: membrane. The record is from RefSeq and is a predicted model, not a curated record. Gene Ontology annotation, biological process: axon guidance; cell communication. NCBI's taxonomy places the organism in Eukaryota, Metazoa, Mollusca, Gastropoda, Planorbidae.
CUAACUCAUUAGCAGUGGAUGUUAGUCUUUGUUAAUAGCAAAGAACAUCAUGGAAUAGUCUGUGUGCUGGUUUAUUCUUUGUCGUUUUCUAUAAUCGAUUAUAGAUACGAUUAGAUUGUAGAUAUUUGUUACGAUUUCUACCACUUUUAAUAACAACAGAAGUGAAUCCCUUUCUUCGUACAGCCAAAUAUGAUUUUAUUUGUUUUAUUCUACGUUUUAAUUCAGUUGACCGUUGUUUGUCUAGGUUCGGGAAAGAUUGAAGUCAAGUUGCUUCAGUUUUCAAAUGAGGAUGGGAAGAAAGCUGACGGAAAGUGUUGUGAUGAAAAUAACGACUGGAGUUUUGAUCUGAGUAGUUUCUUCUCUGAUUAUGAAACACAAUCUCCGGAAGUGUUUUGUGGCAUGUGUGAUCAUGUCUUUAAGAUUUGUGUAGAUGACAUUGACCCUGCAAGUGACUGCAAGCAAACUAGUCCUAUCUCUGUCAACCAGAUCUUUUUUUAUGAAGAUGUGGGAGGAAUACCUAAUCCACUAGUGUUCAGUUUUGAAACAUGGAAAGGAAAUGCUACUUUAAAUAUUGAUGUUAGUGAUUCAGAUUAUGGAGAAUAUAUCAUGGAGCCUAUUGGUAAACUGACUCAUCAAAUAAACAAAAAAGCUGAAAGCAAUAAAGAAUUAACAUUAACAUAUAACAAUAUCAAAAUGAUUGUUGAAUAUGAAGUUAACUGUGAUCCUAACUACUAUGAUCGUGCAUGUACCAAAUACUGUGAACCAACAAAUGAUGAUCAGAGAGGACAUUACAUUUGCAGUCCAUUUGGGGAUAAAAUAUGCUCCAUUGGAUGGAUAGGAGAUGAUUGUAAUGAGAAAGAAGAUCAUUGCAGAAAUCAUACUUGUCAUUCUAGUGCAACUUGUGUUAGUGAAAUUGGACGAUACCACUGUCUCUGUCCUGUUGGAAGAACAGGUCAAUUUUGUGAUGCUGAAAUCAAUGAAUGCACUAGUGCUCCAUGUAAAAAUGGAGCCACAUGUCACAAAGAAUUAGUAGGAUAUUCAUGUCAGUGUACUGAAACAUGGACUGGAAGAUUGUGUGAGACACAAAUUAUUGACUGUCCUAAAAGUUACUGUAAGCAUGGCUUUUGUGUUAGUAGUAAUAGUGCAUUCAAGUGUAUCUGCAACGAAGGUUAUUCAGGAGAUCUGUGUGACAUACACAUAGGUCAGUGCAACUCAGAUCCUUGUUACAAUAAUGCUAAUUGUGAGGAUCUCCCUGGAGAUUACAAAUGUCACUGUCCAACUGGAUACACUGGCAAAAAUUGUGAAAGUAGAAUAAGUGCGUGUGACAGCAAUCCUUGCCUAAAUAAUGGAGCUUGCUUGCAACUUGGUAAAAGGUUUAGAUGUUUUUGUCGUGGUGGUUUCUUUGGCUCCAGGUGUGAGAAUCAGAAAGAUCAGUGUGGAAGUAGCCCAUGUAAAAAUGGUGGAACUUGUCAAACUUUGCCUGGGACUUAUAGGUGUUUGUGCCCUGUCAAUGCUACAGGUUUUAACUGUGAUGUUGCCAUGGAUGCAUGCCAGAGUAGACCUUGUCAGAAUAGUGGAACCUGUGUUCCAGAAAAUGACAGCUAUAAAUGUAUCUGCCCUCCAAAUAUUCAAGGAGCCAGUUGUGAAGUUGUUCCAUCUAGUCCCUCUGAUCCCUGCCAAAAAUUUCCUUGUAAAAAUAAUGGAACUUGUUCACCUUUACAAAGUGAUUAUUUGUGCUAUUGUCCUCAAGGCUACACAGGGAAAAAUUGUGAAGAGAAUCUGUGUGAUUGUAAAAAUGGUGGAACAUGUGAAGUUAUCAACAAUAAAUUUUCAUGCGUCUGUCAGACUGGAUUUGAAGGUAAAAACUGUGAGGAUAUUCUACCAAAGUCCACAGAGACGAUUCAUGAAACUACACAAGCUUUAGAUAGUACCACAGGCAAGUAUUUAGAGUUUGAUAUCUACCAUAUAUCAACAAGUCCAAAGAGUUUCACAAAGAUAGAAACUAGAACAGUGACAACUGAUAUAACUACAGAUAACUCCACUCAAAGUAAAGAAACUAUAACCACACACUCAACUACAGCUACAGAUGACACCACUCAAAGUGAAGAAACUAUAACCUCAGAGCUAACUACAGCUUCAGAUCACUCCACUCAAAGUGAAGAAACUAUAACCUCAGAGCUAACUACAGCUUCAGAUCACUCCACUCAAAGUGAAGAAACCAAAACCACACAUACAACUACAGCUACAGAUGACUCCACUCAAAGUGAAGAAACUAUAACCACAGAUGCUGAACAAACAGAUUUAACUACAGCUACAGAUGACUCUACUCAAAGUGAAGAAACUAUAACCACAGAUGCUGCACAAACAGAUAUAACUAUAGCUACAGAUGACUCCACUCAAAGUGAAGAAACUAUAACCACAGAUGCUACACUUACAGAUUUAACUACAGUUACAGAUGACUCCACACAAAGUGAAGAAACUAUAACCACAGAUGCUGCACAGACAGAUUUAACUACAGCUACAGAUGACUCUACUCAAAGUGAAGAAACUAUAACCAUAGAGUUAACUACAGCUACAGAUGACUCCACUCAAAGUGAAGAAACUAUAACCACAGAUGCUGCACAAACAGAUAUAACUAUAGCUACAGAUGACUCCACUCAAAGUGAAGAAACUAUAACCACAGAUGCUACACUUACAGAUUUAACUACAGUUACAGAUGACUCCACACAAAGUGAAGAAACUAUAACCACAGAUGCUACACUUACAGAUUUAACUACAGCUACAGAUGACUCCACUCAAAGUGAAGAAACUAUAACCACAGAUGCUACACUUACAGAUUUAACUACAGCUACAGAUGACUCCACACAAAGUGAAGAAACUAUAACCUCAGAGUUAACUACAGCUACAGAUGACUCUACUAAAAGUGAAGAAACUACAACCACAGAUGCCACACUUACAGAUUUAACUACAGUUACAGAUGACUCCACACAAAGUGAAGAAACUAUAACCACAGAUGCUGCACCAACAGAUUUAACUACAGCUACAGAUGACUCCACUCAAAGUGAAGAAACUAUAACCUCAGAGUUAACUACAUCUACAGAUGACUCCACUCAAAGUGAAGAAACUAUAACCACAGAUGCUGCACCAACAGAUUUAACUACAGCUACAGAAAACUCCACACAAAGUGAAGAAACUAUAACCACAGAUGCUGCACCAACAGAUUUAACUACAGCUACAGAUGACUCCACUCAAAGUGAAGAAACUAUAACCUCAGAGUUAACUACAUCUACAGAUGACUCCACUCAAAGUGAAGAAACUAUAACCACAGAUGCUGCACCAACAGAUUUAACUACAGCUACAGAUGACUCCACUCAAAGUGAAGAAACUAUAACCUCAGAGCUUACUACAGCUUCAGAUGACUCCACUCAAAGUAAAGAAACUAUAACCACAGAUGCUGCACCUACAGAUUUAACAACAGAUACAGAUGACUCCACUCAAAGUGAAGAAACUAUAACCUCAGAGCUUACUACAGCUACAGAUGACUCCACUCAAAGUGAAGAAACUAUAACCACAGAUGCUGCACCAACAGAUUUAACUACAGCUACAGAUGACUCCACUCAAAGUGAAGAAACUAUAACCUCACAGUUAACUACAUCUACAGAUGACUCCACUCAAAGUGAAGAAACUAUAACCACAGAUGCUGCACCAACAGAUUUAACUACAGCUACAGAUGACUCCACUCAAAGUGAAGAAACUAUAACCUCAGAGCUUACUACAGCUUCAGAUGACUCCACUCAAAGUAAAGAAACUAUAACCACAGAUGCUGCACCUACAGAUUUAACAACAGAUACAGAUGAAUCCACUCAAAGUGAAGAAACUAUAACCAUAGAUGCUGCACAAACAGACUUAACUAAAGCUACAGAUGACUCCACUCAAAGUGAAGAGACUAUAACCACAGAUGCUGUACUUACAGAUUUAACUACAGCUACAGAUGACUCCACUAAAAGUGAAGAAACUAUAACCACAGAUGCUGCACCAACAGAUUUAACUACAGCUACAGAUGACUCCACUCAAAGUGAAGAAACUAUAACCUCAGAGUUAACUACAGCUACAGAUGACUCCACUAAAAGUGAAGAAACUAUAACCACAGAUGCUGCACCAACAGAUUUAACUACAGCUACAGAUGACUCCACUCAAAGUGAAGAAACUAUAACCUCAGAGUUAACUACAGCUACAGAUGAUUCCUCUCAAAGUGAGGAAACUAUAACCACAGAUGCUGCACCAACAGAUUUAACUACAGCUACAGAUGACUCGUCUAAAAGUGAAGAAACUAUAACCACAGAUGCUGCACCUACAGAUUUAACAACAGGUACAGAUAAAUCCACUCUAAGUGAAGAAACUAUAACCACAGAUGCUGCACCUACAGAUUUAACAACAGGUACAGAUAAAUCCACUCUAAGUGAAGAAACUAUAACCACAGAUGCUGCACCUACAGAUUUAACAACAGGUACAGAUAAAUCCACUCAAAGUGAAGAAACUAUAACCACAGAUGCUGUACUUACAGAUUUAACUACAGUUAAAGAUGACUCCACUCAAAGUGAAGAAACUAUAACCACAGAUGCUGAACAAACAGAUUUAACUAAAGCUACAGAUGACUCCACUCAAAGUGAAGAAACUAUAACCUCAGAGUUAACUACAGCUACAGAUGACUCCACUCAAAGUGAAGAAACUAUAACCACAGAUGCUGCACCAACAGAUUUAACUACAGCUACAGAUGACUCCACUCAAAGUGAAGAAACUAUAACCACAGAUGUUGCACAAACAGACUUAACUAAAGUUACAGAUGACUCCACUCAAAGUGAAGAAACUAUAACCACAGAUGCUGCACAAACAGACUUAACUAAAGCUACAGAUGACUCCACUCAAAGUGAAGAAACUAUAACCACAGAGCUAACUAUAGCUACAGAUGUCUCCACUCAAAGUGAAGAAACUAUAACCACAGAUGUUGCACAAACAGAUUUAACUACAGCUACAGAUGACUCCACCCAAAGUGAAGAAUCUGUAACCACAGAUGCUGCACCUACAGAUUUAACUACAGCUACAGAUGACUCCACUCUAAGUGAAGAUACCUUAACCACAGAUGCUGCACAAACAGACUUAACUAAAGCUACAGAUGACUCCACUCAAAGUGAAGAAACUAUAACCACAGAUGCUGCACAAACAGAUUUAACUAUAACUACAGAUGACUCCAUUCAAAGUGAAGAAACUAUAACCACAGAUGUUGCACAAACAGACUUAACUAAAGCUACAGAUGACUCCACUCAAAGUGAAGAAACUAUAACCACAGAUGCUGCACAAACAGACUUAACUAAAGCUACAGAUGACUCCACUCAAAGUGAAGAAACUAUAACCACAGAUGCUGCACAAACAGACUUAACUAAAGCUACAGAUGACUCCACUCAAAGUGAAGAAACUAUAACUACAGAUUCUGCACCUACUGAUUUAACUACAGCUGCAGAUGAAUCCACUCAAAGUGAAGAAAUUAUUACCACGGAUGCUGAACCAACAGAUUUAACUACAGCUACAGAUGACUCCACUCAAAGUGAAAAAACUAUAACCUCAGAGCUAACUAUAGCUACAGAUGACUCCACUCAAAGUGAAGAUACCUUAACCACAGAUGCUGCACCUACAGAUAUAACUACAUCUACAGAUUACUCCACUCAAAUUGAAGAAACUAUAACCACAGAUGCUGUACUUUCAGAUUUAACUACAGCUACAGAUGACUCCACUCAAAGUGAAGAAACUAUAACCUCAGAGCUAGCUACAGUUACAGAUGACUCCACUCAAAGUGAAGAAACUAUAACCACAGAUGCUGCACCUACAGAUUUAAUAACAGCUUCGGAUGACUCCACUCAAAGUGAAGAAACUAUAACCUCAGGUCUAACUACAGCUACAGAUGACUCCACUGAAAGUGAAGAAACUAUAACCACAGGUCUAACUACAGCUACAGAUGACUCCACUCAAAGUGAAGAAACAGAUGCUGCACCUACAGAUUUAACAACAGCUUCAGAUGGCUCCACUCAAAAAGAAGAAACUAUAACCUCAGAUUUAACAACAGCUACACAUGAGUCCACUGAAAUUGAAGAAACUAUAACUACAGGUCUAACUACAGCUACAGAUGACUCCACUCAAAGUGAAGAAACUAUAACCACAGAUUUAGCUAAAACUACAGAUGACUUGACUCAAAGUGAAGAAACUGUAACCUCAGAUUUAACAAGAAUCACAGAUGAGUUCCCUCAGAGUGAAGAAACUAUUACCACAGAUGCUGCACAGACAGAUUUAACUACAGCUACAGAUGACUCCACUCAAAUUGAAGAAACUAUAACCACAGAUGCUGCACAAACAGAUAUAACUAUAGCUACAGAUGACUCUACUCAAAGUGAAGAAACUAUAACCACAGAUGCUGCAAAAACAGAUAUAACUAUAGCUACAGAUGACUCCACUAAAAGUGAAGAAACUAUAACCACAGAUGCUGCACAAACAGAUAUAACUAUAGCUACAGAUGACUCCACUCAAAGUGAAGAAACUAUAACCACAGAGCUAACUAUAGCUACAGAUGACUCCACUCAAAGUGAAGAAACUAUAACCACAGAUGCUGCACCAACACAUUUAACUACAGCUUCAGAUGACUCCACUCAAAGUGAAGAAACUGUAACCACAGAUGCUGUACAAACAGAUUUAACUAUCGCUACAGAUGACUCCACUCUAAGUGAAGAUACCUUAACCACAGAUGCUGCAUCUACAGAUUUAACUACAUCUACAGAUGACUCCACUCAAAGUGAAGAAACUAUAACCACAGAUGCUGCACAAACAGAUUUAACUAUAGCUACAGAUGACUCCACUCAAAGUGAAGAAACUAUAACCACAGAUGCUGCACAAACAGACUUAACUAAAGCUACAGAUGACUCCACUCAAAGUGAAGAAACUAUAACCACAGAUGCUGCACAAACAGACUCAACUAAAGCUAAAGAUGACUCCACUCAAAGUGAAGAAACUAUAACCACAGAUGCUGCACAAACAGACUUAACUAAAGCUACAGAUGACUCCACUCAAAGUGAAGAAACUAUAACCACAGAUGUUGCACAAACAGACUUAACUAAAGCUACAGAUGACUCCACUCAAAGUGAAGAAACUAUAACCACAGAUGUUGCACAAACAGACUUAACUAAAGCUACAGAUGACUCCACUCAAAGUGAAGAAACUAUAACCACAGAUGUUGCACAAACAGACAUAACUAAAGCUACAGAUGACCCCACUCAAAGUGAAGAAACUAUAACCACAGAUGUUGCACAAACAGACUUAACUAAAGCUACAGAUGACUCCACUCAAAGUGAAGAAACUAUAACCACAGAUGUUGCACAAACAGACUUAACUAAAGCUACAGAUGACUCCACUCAAAGUGAAGAAACUAUAACCACAGAUGCUGCACAAACAGACUCAACUAAAGCUAAAGAUGACCCCACUCAAAGUGAAGAAACUAUAACCACAGAUGUUGCACAAACAGACUUAACUAAAGCUACAGAUGACUCCACUCAAAGUGAAGAAACUAUAACCACAGAUGCUGCACAAACAGAUUUAACUACAGCUACAAUUGAUUCUACUCAAAGUGAAGAAACUAUAAAAACAGAUUCUGCACCAACAUGGACAACAACUCAAAAAACUGUUUCUUUUAAAGAUCCACGGACAACAACCAAAACAACUUCUUUAGAUCCAAGUACAACCAAAAAAAUUGUGUCAACUGUUUCUGUGUCACAAACAUCGCCAGUUGUUUCUACAACAAAAACAAAAGAAACCCUAUCCUCUACAUCAACCUCAGAAUCAGAUGAAUUCUUACCCUUAUGCGAUGAUGAAGAAGAUGAGCCUAUAGAUGAAGAAAUUGAUAAAGGCACUGAUCUAAUGGGUUCCAUACUUUCAGGUGGAUUGAAAAUGCUUGAAAUGGCUAAAAAGAAACUGUGUAUCUCUAGAAAACCUACUACAGAUCAAAUGAUAGUAACAACAUCCAAGCCACUGGAUGACAAAGAAAAUUCUACUGUAUCAGAAUUGACAAGCUCAACAAUAAUGAACGAAAGUGAUGCUCCCUCAAAAAUGUCUAGUCCACUAAGUGUUGAGGUGUCCACCAUAGACCAUACUUCUGAUGAGCUGAGCCAAACCUCGCAAUUUACUGAGAUUCCUUUGUUAACAACAACUAAUGGAAUCCACUUAAAAGAUGUUUUCCCACCAUCCACUGUUAUUGACAGUCUGCUGUCUUCAUUCAGUUCAGACAUGGACAAAAGUACAGCUGGAACUACUGAGACAGUUCCCGAGAUUCGGCUCGAUACACUGAUAGCUGAAAUAGUCACAUUAAAACCUGCAGUAACAGAGUCGCAGUCGGAUGUUGAUAUUAAAAUUGAAACUCAUAAAGUAGAAUCAGCAACCAUCAGGGACGUGGAGACCACAACACAACCACAAACUCCUGCUAUUGCUACAGGUCUCGAUGUAUCAACACAUUUGGCUAGCAAGUCAGAGUCAGCCACAACAGACAGUGCCAUACAACUUUAUACCAUACAGUCUGAGGAGGAAACAUUAAAGCCUACAGAGGAAAUUAGUAAACAUCAUGGCACCACUUCAGUUUCUUCCAGUGUCACUGACACCCUUGAUGUUCAAAUAUCUACCACCAGUGAAUUGAUCAGUUCAGAGAUUGAUGGAAAGCUCCAGUUACAUACACUUCAGGCAGAGAGUGUCACCAUUAGACCACAGGUGGAAGUAAACUCCACACUUGACUUCAUUGUAACAGACAAAUCAAGUGUGAUCCUACAUGAACAGAAAGAAGAUGAUUUAACCAGUCAAUCAUUAUUUACAAGCUCAACAACCAAAGAUGCUUUAAUUAAGGAAUCUACCACACAAGAGGACCAGAUGCCCCAAAUACAUCUUGAAACAAAUGAAGUGAAUAUAUUGUCUCUGGACACCACACCAUUUCCUUCUCGUGGACCUGUUGCAGUUACUGACAAGCAGGAACCGAUUUCCAUCCAAGAAGCUAAAGAUCAUUCAACAGUAGGCUCCACUCAACAAGAAACAACAAAAGACUUCCUCAUCCAUGCUUACACCCGUGAAGCCGAGGAGGCUACCAUUAAAACUAGACCAGCUGAACAAGACACAGAUGAGAAUCUAGUCAGCACCACACUACAAUCAGCCAUGUCUUGGUUGUAUAGCACUAUUUCACCGCAAAGUAAACAAAGUACAGCGGAAGGAGAGACACAAACAUCUCAUACAAUAGAUAUAAACUUGGGCGCUAAAAGAACUGUAGUUGAAGAGAAAGAAAAGACAACGUUUCCCUGGACAUCACUGCCACGCAGAUCUACAACACCAAGUAUAAGUCCAUCCAUAAUUACAAAGUGGCCCAUACCUCCUUCAUCUACCACCAAAGCUCCCUCAGUCUAUCAAGGUCCUGGAGGAGUGUUGAUUCUGCUUGACCCACGCGUUACUGCUCCGGUUGUCCGCAUUCCCAUCAAAGGUCCUAAAGGCACACAGAUUGUCCACGCAGUUCUUUUAAAUGAAACUAUACAGUUCCAAAAAGAAGAAAAAGAAAGUAUUAGACAGCAGUAUUAUGUCACUGGUCAACCUUAUCCCAAUGGUAGCAUACCACUGUACAGAGUAGUAAAAACCAGUAUGGACACAGGCUUGAAUGGACCCAACUCUUUAACAGUUCACAGGAAUCAUUCUAAUGGUGGUGACCAUCAUCUAGAAAGAAAUGAAUCGUACCCAAUCCAAGUCAAACUGACCGUCUACAAAGUGAUUCAGGAUCUACUUGUAGUGAGCAAUGAAACUGCAGAAGAAGCCAACAAAAAAGCUCGUGAGAUUUUAAGGAAAACAUUAGAGCAGUUGGUCAAAUUAUGGAACCAUUGCGCCCGUGGAUUCUCUGAAGUGGUGUAUGUGCCAGCUUCUGACUGGAUGACCGACUACAAUGACAGGCUCAGGAUUGCUUAUAAAAAUAUUAAAAUAACUUACGAGUACGGAGUUAAAGUCCUUCAAAGUACCUACAAUGAGGUCACACGAAGAAUGACUGAUCAUCUGGAGUCAGUGGCUGCCUUUAUGAAAAAGGCCUAUAACUUUUACUAUGACUAUUUAGAUGCAAGCAUAAGAUGAAUGUAAAUAAAUAUUGCUUUGAUUUGAAAUCCACCUCGCUGUAAAUAAGACCAUCCAUAGAUUUCAUUUUCAUUAAUAUUAUUUAUGUAAAGCAUUUUCAAUCAUUUCAUCCCAACUUUAAUGUUGAACUUAAUUAGUCUGUUACCUUUUCUUGAAAUGUUUUUUUUUUUUUUUUGUGUUUGCAAAAACAUUAUUAUAUUUCUUAGUGCUUUGGAGUCUCUUAGUCUUAUCUUAUAUAGUCCAGAAACAUAUAUUUGUUUUUAAGUAGUUUCUUUAUUUGAUCACAAGAUACAUCAUUUGCAAAUGUUGGCCUUAAUAUCAUUGUCAGCAUUGUUUUCUGAUAAUAAAAGAUGGUGUCUUAGCACUUGUAGACAUUCAACUUAUUUAAUAUUUAUAGUAUUUUAAAGUUGAUUUGUAACCAUGUCCAUGUUAUUUUGUGGUGUUUAAAGAUUUUUUUUUUUUUAUCCUAGCAUGAGUAAAUUUGACUUGACUUAAAGCAAUAAGUGGCAUAAUUUAUCUAGAUAAGGGACCUACUGCAUAGUAGGAGAAAAAUAUAAUUUAAUUUAAUUACAGUUAAUAGGCCUCAUCAUCAUCAUCACCUGUCCCUUGACUUUGUCUUAGGCGUGCUGUGACAGUUUGAGUUAACAAAUCCAUUUUUCCCAGUCAGCAGCUGUUCUUGGUAGGUUAUCAAGAGAGGUCGGUCCAAUCUUUUAUAUUGUCCAGCCAGCUUUUCUUUGAACGACCCCUUCUUAAGGGUACCUCCAGAUUGAAUUGCUUCUAGAACCUGUACUAAAUUUCUUGCAUACUUAUGUUCAAAUGAUUCAUUAUGAAUCCUAAUUCCAGUAUAUUGUAACAUAUUUUAAAGCUACUUUGAUAUUACAAGCUAUGAAACUCUGUCAUUGGAAUGAGACUAUACUGAAGGAGAGUAGAGUGCAUGUAAAUUGAUUCCUAUGACAUAUUGGUGCCAUAAGGAAAAAAAAAGGUCAGGGUUUAAACUCUUUUUUUUUUAUGUUUACACUUGCUCGGCACAGUUUGCCACAGUUCAUGCAUGUGUAUGCACCUGUAUUAGGGCUAUCUGAUAGGGCAGGUUUCUUUCUCAUUCUUUUGUCUAAGGCAGUUAUAUUCCUUUAGCUCCUGACAAGGUUUAGAUAUAUAUAUUUACCUUUUACAAUAAUCUUCUCUUACUAACCUUUCCUUGAUAUAUAUAUAUAUAUAUAUAUAUAUAUAUAUAUAUAUAUAUAUAUAUAUAUAUAUAUCCAUGUAUAUAUGUCAACUACACUUGCUAAAAUAUGACAUAUCACUCUCUUGAUAAUAUUCUGUUCUAUUACUUUCUUUUCAAAUAGAAAUUCCAUAUCAAUAGGGGGAAAAAAAUACCAACUUUACAUGCUGGCAACUUCUGAGAUUUCAAAUAGGCUAGAUCUAGAUGAUUUAAGUUUUAUAUAAAUACUAAAUAAGAUAAUAUAUGUAUGUGCCAAAAUUAGUUGAAACUUCACACAAAUAAAUAUUUAUUGCACUA